Amorphotheca resinae ATCC 22711 is the source of this 704-nucleotide messenger RNA. RefSeq lists its product as hypothetical. The record is from RefSeq and is a predicted model, not a curated record. The coding region runs from base 68 to 535 and encodes 155 amino acids. Lineage: Eukaryota; Fungi; Ascomycota; Leotiomycetes; Helotiales; Amorphothecaceae. The transcript has a single exon.
CACGAGCCGAUGAACUCAUCACCGACCACAGAGCCAAGUCUCCUUCCGUCCCAUCAUAUUCAUCUCGAUGGACCUAGCAUCUCUCCCCUCUGUCCAAACCGGUGCCAAGAGCAUUCUCUCCCAAACCAGCAUACUUGAUAUUCUCAUCGCUAACGCUGGGAUCAUGGCUCUCCCCCGGUCUCACCCAAGAUGGGUACCAGCUACAAUUCGGCACCAACCACCUCGGACACGCUCUUCUUGUGAAGCUUCCAGUUUGCCCACCCUGCUCGAAACCUCGGGGCAACCCAGCACCGACGUCCGCGUCGUCUUCCUCAGCAGCGUGAUGUUCAGCGGACACCCCCGCGGCGGCAUCCUCUUCCCCUCGCUGAAAACACCACAAAGCUUCGCUGUGGCCGGGCCCUGGCAGCGCUAUGGUCAAGCCAAGCUAGCCAAUAUCCUCUACGCGGCAGAGCUCGCUCGCCGCUACCUAGAUUCCGAGAUCUUAUUCCUGUCGAUCCAUCACGGCACGAUCAACGCGGCGUUGGUUAGUAACUGAGCACGUUGAACAAGACGAUAGUCUGGCUCACAAAUGUUGGUAAUGUGAAGGAUGAAACGAAGGAGGGGGAGGCGGCAUGGAGUUCGUGCUGGGCGGUGACGGGGGAGAGAUCGAGCGUUGAAAACGGGGCGUUUUAUCUCCCGAUUGGUGUUAAGGGGAAGAAGGUUCG